Somion occarium is the source of this 953-nucleotide messenger RNA. The record is from the annotation of a GenBank genome assembly. NCBI's taxonomy places the organism in Eukaryota, Fungi, Basidiomycota, Agaricomycetes, Polyporales, Cerrenaceae.
ACAACGGCGCAACUGAAACUUGCUCUCUCAGGCUCACUCCUUGUCCUGCACACAUAUUCACCAUGAAGGUAUUUAGUCUCGCUGUCGUCUUGUCUCCUCCUGGUCAGAACUCUACUAUCCUGUCAUCGGCGACCGAUCUCUCCUCCUUCUCCUUUUAUCAACGUGGUUCCGUUGGCGAGUUCAUGUCCUUUUUCGUUAGGACGAUAGCGGAAAGGACACCCCAGGGUCAGAGACAAAGCGUGCAGGAGAACACCUAUACUGCUCAUGUGUACAACCGCGGAGGAGCAGAGCAACUUGCAGGCGUCAUCGUUACUGAUCAGGAGUACCCUGUCAGGCCUGCAUUCUCAUUGCUGACGAAGCUUCUUGACGAUUUCAUUGCCAAAGUCCCCCAGUCGUCAUAUUCGACUCCGGCCGUGAUCAGCUUCCCCGAGAUCAAUACGUAUCUUGAGAAGUACCAGGAUCCUCGACAGGCUGAUGCGAUCAUGAAGGUUCAGCAGGAGCUGGACGAGACCAAGAUUGUUUUGCAUAAAACCAUAGAAUCAGUUCUACAGCGAGGAGAGAAGAUCAAUGAUCUGGUAGAUCGCUCGAACAAUCUCUCUAUGCAAAGCAAGAUGUUCUACAAGACCGCGAAGAAACAAAACGCGUGCUGUGUUAUCAUGUGAUUAGACCUACAUUCACUCUCGGACAUUAGUCUUAGUCCACUUGCCUGUUCUUCUGGAUUCCUUGUACAUUUUUUGAUGAUACUCAUUUUAGUUGACAACCUUCUAGCCUAUACAUUUUUGAUACCCUAAUGGCAGACUUCAUCUGGAUCAUAAUGUGCAUUGUGAUGAAGAAUUCAUAUCCAGAGAAUAUGACAUUGCACUGGAUAUUGAACCUUGUACAUGGACCUGAGCUUAUUGGCUCCCAGAUGCUUUAAAGAACUUAUUGGAAGUAUUGGAGCAUCAUAAUUUAGC